CCUUGGCACUUGGGGCAACUGGUUAUUGAUAUACAUUUCAGCUCCACAAACUGUGAAAUUUCACACAAAUGAUGAAAAACUGCACAUGGUUGUGAAAAUGUGCUCAACACACCCGAAGAACGGCAAGAAAAAGAUUCAGUAGGAAAAAAAAAUGACUUCAUUAUUUUUGAGUUUAUGAUGUUCUAUCUGCAUAACAGUACAUGUAAUCUUGUAAAACUUUACUUCAGUUCAAAUAAAAUAGGCUACUGAGUCAUGAUGUUUGCCCUAUAAUACCAAAACUGAUUUCAGGUAAUAUUGUCUUGCAUGUCAUUAAAAAUACUUUUUCCAUGUGUAGAUUUGGCAUUGGCCUGGGAGAUGUAUUAUUGCAGUGGCGUUGUGUUUUCAUUAGGUCUUGGAGCCCACAGUUUUACCACAGAAUCAUCCUCUCAGAAUUACAUUUUAUUACUACAUUGUUGAUGGAGUUGUAGGAUGGUGCCAUUAUCAUUACAACUUUAAAUGAAUUAAAUGAGUGCCAACAGAAUCAUGGAGCUAGUUUCAAUCAAGUCUCUGACGUAAGAGAAGGAAAUACAUGACUGUGAUGUCUGUUGUGACAUGACAGGUCACAUUCAAAACAUACGUGUUAUGUUUUAUGUUGUUUUAGUCUGGCAAAAAUGUUAUGGACCUAGCACAUCAAAGUUUUAUUCCUUUCAGCCAAACCUCUUCUAGGGAGUAGUGUAUGGGCUCCUGCAUGAUUAUAAGCUCUUUGCGGGAAAAAAAUAUACCUUAAUGUAGACAGCUCUUCAAAUUAGUUUUUCAAAGAUAAUUGUAUGGUGUCAACAUAUUUGCAUAAAACUAAAAUCGAGUCAAAUUAGACCAAUAAAAAAUGUGACUUUUAACAUACUAUUCUGGUUGAAGGAGGAGAGUGAAUGUGGUAAAUACACCUUUAAAAAAAACAAGUGAAGGAGCCUUCCAACAAAUACAUCAGGCAGGAAAGUAUUAGGAGUGAUGGUUGGCAGAAGGUUCAAGAAGCAGGCUUGUGACCAAAAGGUUGUAAAUUGGAAUCCUUAAUCCCCCGCUGCUCCACUGGAGCUGCUCAGCAGAAGCAACAGCAUGACAGGACUGCAGUUAAUGCCCCUGGAUAUGCCCCCCCCCAUGGUCCUAUACCUGCCUCUUCUGGUAUACCUCCUGUAGUUCUUGCUGUGACUAAAUGAUAAUAAUAAUAAUCUCAGAUAAUUGGCAUCUAAACAUCCACAUGGUUUGCAGUCAAAGAAAGAUUCAUAUUUAAGUUGGAGUAAGAGUCACUUUGAUGUUUUAAUCAGCUGAAUAUUUCACCACUUUGCACCAUCUCCAUCCCUGAGGGGUUUGGCUGAGCAAAGGUUCUGCGAUAAUUUGUAGAAUUGGAUAUAACAGGGUCACAAAGUCACAUGAUAAGUUAUAAAUUUAUCCAGACUUAUUCCUGUUAUUUUAUUUAUUGGGGUUGUUGCCUCAAGGUUAGACUGUGUGUGUGUGUGUGUGUGAUUACAUAAUCUGACAAGCUCUAAAAUGUUUAUUUGACAUGACAACAUGUCAAAAGUCUGCUUGACUUUACUGCUGAUGAAAAAAAACAAAACCCCACAUCAGGCUGUUAUCACUGAAGAGAAAGCCUGCCAUCUGAUGGACAAUGAAGAACUUGCAGGCUGUCAGCAGGUACUGUCUGUGUAGGGCACAUCGCCACAGUACAACAACUUACAGUUUGCAACUACUGUUUGUUAACGGAGCCUGUAGGAAACAGAAGAAACACACACAAAGGCUCUGACAGGACCCAUACUUCGAUAUUGCAGAUGAACUUCAGCACAAAUGCCCAUUGUGGCAGUCACACUAGCAAAGAAAAUAUUCUACCCCCAAGCAAAACAGAUGUAUCGCAGGUCCAGAGGACCAAGCAGCGGACAGUGCUUGGUGUUUUGUCAGAAAAUGAGCAGUAUGGUCGAUCACUCAACAAGGGAAGCCAGUUUUCCAAACACAGCUCAGUCUCGGAGAGCUCUCAGCACACUUUUCUUGGCUGUCCCUCUAGUUCCAGCUAUGAUGUGUAUGUUGAAGAGGCUUGUGAAGUUGUUCUUGCAGCUUCUGGUCAAGAAGUGGUUUCAGACAGCUACUAUCUAGAUACUGCUGCCCAGCAAAAUGAAGAUUUGAGACUCCUGCUGGAGCUUAGUUCAAGUUCAUGCCAGGAUGCUUCUAUGCAGUCUGAACCAAAUGAGUCCCUGAUGUCAGAGGAGGUGCUGUGUGUGUCUGAGUAUGCAAAGGACAUUUACCGACACCUGAGGGAGAGUGAAAUGAAGUUCAGGCCGAUGCCAGACUGCUUAGAGAAACAUCCAGAGAUCACCAGUGGCAUGCGGGUCAUCCUAGUGGACUGGUUGGUGGAAGUCGUCCAGGAGUACAAGCUUCGUUCUGAAACUCUGCAUCUGGCUGUCAACUAUUUGGACCGCUUUCUCUCCCGCACGGCAUAUGUGAAACAGGGCAAGCUGCAGCUGGUUGGCACAGCUGCAUUACUUAUUGCAUCAAAAUAUGAGGAGAUCUUGCCUCCUGAGCUGAAUGAGUUUGUGUACAUCACAGACAGCACCUACACGAAGAAGCAGUUGCUUCGAAUGGAGCAUGUUUUCCUAAGAGUGCUGGCCUUCGAGAUGGCAGCGCCCACCACAAACCAGUUCCUUCGCCUUUUCAUGUCCAUCCACUCUGUCUGUGCCAACACGGAGAAUCUGGCCGUGUAUGUAGCUGAGUUAAGCCUGCUGGAAAUUGAACCAUUCCUACGGUACACCCCAUCUAUAGUGGCAGCUGGAGCCUACUGCCUGGCCACCUACACUGUAAACAAAUCUUUAUGGCCAGAUUCCUUAUAUGCCUUUACUGGCUAUACCAUGGCUGAAAUUGCACCCUGCCUGACUGACCUCCACAAGCUAUUCAUUAGUGCAGAAAGCCGCCCACAACAGGCCAUCAGGGAAAAGUAUAAGAGUUCAAAGUAUUGUCGUGUUUCGUAUAUCACUCCACCUGCUGUCCUGCCUUCCCUUUGAGUCACUGCUCCACCCUUAUUUUGACACUUCUGCCAGAACAUAAUUAGAUGGAGAACAAAAGAAACACAGCUUAUUAAACAGCAAGACCCAUACAUGCCACACCCCUCUGAACACUUCAUUACCUUUAGAUUUUUUUAUUAUUGUUUUAUGCAAAUACAAAAAAAUAAGAAAAAACAUACUUCAUGACCUUAGAAUUUUAGUACUUGCAGUUGUUAAGUCAUCACAUAUAACAUAAUGCUCAUAUUUUGUGCAGAAUGAUACAAAAUUCAUGUUAAAUCAUGAAUUACAGAAUCAUCCAUAUGUUUUAGAGUUAUUCUAAAAUAUGGCCAAGCAUUUUUGAGAGCUUUCCAAAUGUCAUGUCACAGUUUAAAGCUACAUGCAUUUCAAAAUAAAGUUAUUUGAAGUUAUAACU
Messenger RNA from Toxotes jaculatrix (banded archerfish), 3432 nucleotides. It is a transcript of the gene ccna1, whose product is annotated as cyclin A1. Bases 1800 to 3020 code for a protein of 406 amino acids. The transcript is spliced from 10 exons. Gene Ontology annotation, biological process: regulation of cyclin-dependent protein serine/threonine kinase activity; mitotic cell cycle phase transition. Gene Ontology annotation, molecular function: cyclin-dependent protein serine/threonine kinase regulator activity. Lineage: Eukaryota; Metazoa; Chordata; Actinopteri; Toxotidae. Gene Ontology annotation, cellular component: cytoplasm; cyclin A2-CDK2 complex; nucleus. The record is from RefSeq and is a predicted model, not a curated record.